UGGCUUCUCUUUUGAGUCGAGUGGGCCUGAGAAUUGUUGGAUCGCACGAGGUGAUAUUAAAACUAAUUUGCAUCCAUUUGUUGAAAAUAAAAUUUGCUAAUUUCUUUUCUUUAUUAUUUGAGUGUUACUUGUGCAUUCGUGUAAAGGUUGGUGGUCCUCAUUUAGAAGCCCUGUAGGUGUUACUUUUCAGUGCAUGAUUUCCGAACUCGGACUAGGCCUCUGAGGCUACGUACGUACGUACGCACGUAAACGUCAUCGUGGACUGCUUUUCUUCGUUUACGAUCAAAGAAGGUUAUUGAAAAAAAACGGCAUGUUCAACCAAGGCUGGCGCAGCGGCGGGAGUAGUGGUGGUGGUGGUGGAACGGGGAGAGGCUACAGCAACUUGGGCAAGUCCUACCACGCCGUCCCCAGCGCCAAACCUGCCAAUCCCAACCCUUUCUCCCACACGCAGUACAUGGAGGCCAUGCUGAAACGCCAUCGCACCGAAGCCGAGUAUUUUGAAGCCGACAGCGACGAGGAAGAGGACAAGGCGCUGAUGAGGAAACGGGAGGACAGCGACAGUGAAGAGGACCCCCUGGAUGCCUUCAUGGCCGGCAUCAAUGAGGACCUGGCGAAACAAAAAGCGGCUUCCAAGAAGAGCAGCAGCGAGGACAAGAAGAAAGCCGUCAGGCAAGACAUCGAGGAGCUGGAUGACCAGGAAUCUUUCUUCAAGUACAUGGAAGAGAACCCUAACGCCGGAGUGCCGAUGUACGAUGCGGACGACAUCCUUGAAUACGACGCAGACGGUAAUCCCAUCAUUCCGGAAAGGUCAAAGUUCAUCGAUCCCCUUCCACCCAUCAAUCACGCCGAGAUCAAGUACGAAGCCUUUGUGAAAAACUUCUACGAGGAACACAGAGACAUUGCAGCCUUGAAGUACCCAGAGGUCCUGGAGUUGCGGAAGAAGUUUGGAAUCCGGGUGUCCGGUUUUGACCCGCCAAGGCCGGUCAGCAGCUUCGGCCACUUUGGCUUCGACGAGCAGCUGAUGCACUACAUCCGCAAGUCGGAGUACUCCCAGCCCACGCCCAUCCAGGCCCAGGGCGUGCCCAUCGCCCUGAGCGGGCGGGACAUCAUCGGGAUCGCCAAGACGGGGAGCGGGAAGACGGCAGCGUUUGUUUGGCCCAUGCUGGUGCACAUCAUGGAUCAGAGAGCGGUAAAGACAACCGAAGGGCCUAUCGGUCUGAUCUGUGCUCCCACCAGAGAGCUAGCACAACAGAUUUACGUCGAAGUGAAACGCUUUGGGAAGGCCUACGACAUUAAAGCGGUGUGUGCCUACGGAGGCGGGAACAUGUGGGAACAGCAGAGAGCAUGUCAGGAGGGGCCGGAGGUCAUUGUAUGCACACCGGGGCGACUGAUUGACCUGGUCAAGAAGAAAUCCACCAACCUUCAGCGAGUGACCUUCCUCGUGUUUGACGAAGCGGACCGUAUGUUUGACAUGGGAUUCGAGCCCCAGGUUCGGUCGAUUGCCAACCACGUCAGGCCCGACAGACAGACGUUGCUGUUCAGUGCCACAUUCCGCAAGAAGGUGGAGCGGCUCGCCCGAGACAUCCUGACCGACCCAAUCAGGGUGGUGCAAGGCGACGCGGGGGAGGCAAACGAAGAUGUGAAGCAGAUCGUCCAGGUGUUCCGCGACGACAAGGCACCCGAGAGCAAGUGGAAGUGGCUGACCGGCGAGCUGGUCCGCUUCACCACCCUGGGGAGCGUGCUCAUCUUCGUCACCAAGAAGCUGAACGCCGAGGAGCUGGCCAACAACCUCUGCCAGCAGGAUUUUAAUGUUGGGCUGUUACAUGGUGACAUGGACCAGAGCAGCAGAAACAGCGUCAUCACCGACUUCAAGAGGAAAGUCAUCCCUGUCAUGGUUGCUACAGACGUAGCUGCGCGCGGCCUGGAUAUCCCGUCUGUCAAGAUAGUGGUCAACUACGACGUUGCACGUGACAUUGACACACAUACCCACCGCAUCGGAAGGACUGGCAGAGCAGGGGAGAAGGGCACAGCCUACACCCUGGUGACAGCCAAGGACAUCUACUUCGCUGGUGACCUGGUCCGUAAUCUGGAGGGUGCCAAUCAGACUGUCAGUCAGUCGCUCCUGGAUCUGGCCAUGCAGAAUCCGAGGUUCCGAAAGACCCGGAGUUGCCAUGGAGCCAAAGGCAAAGUCGGUGGGGGCUCAGGGCUGGGCUACGGUAAGGAGCGCUCCAAGGCCAAGGACAGGCCGGGCCUUGGCAGCAGCGGCAAGGAUGAUCAAGGAGGGAAGACGGGCCCCACGCUGGGCCCACUUGGGGGAGGCUUCGCGGCCGCUGACCCCUCGGAGAUGGAGGGCAGCCGGCUGGCGUCCAUGAGGAACACUUUCAAGGCCCAAUAUCAGAGGCAUUUUCAAAAAGCCAGUUCGUCGUCCACAUCCAACACUUUCUCGGCCGAGAACACGGGCAACUAUGCCAUGCCGCCAAAGAACCCGGCCUCGUCUGGCCUGAGCCACCAUCACCACCACCACCACCACCACAGCCUCGCCGAGAGUGGACUCAGCUUGAAGGUACCGGGCAACCUCAAGGCCCCGCCCACUAGCCACACCAAGGGCAUUCUGAGCACUUUCGUCCCACCGGAGGCCAAGGACUCCAAGCCGCAGACCGUCGCGCCGAUCGCGCCGCCCAGUCGCAAGUCCAAGUGGGACGUCGGCGGGCCCAAGUCCCCGGAACCGGCCAGGAGGAACAGCGGAGAGGGCCCCGGCAGGAAGCCCGAGGGCAGUCGGUGGGAUAGCACCCCGCGGAGGGAGAGCGAGGACGGCACGUCCUCGCAAGACAAGAGCGAGCUCUCAAGUCCCACGGGGCACCUGGACAGCCACGGCUACUGGCAACUGGGGGGAGUUGCACCGUCAGCUGGGGUAUCACAGCAUGCCCAAGAUGGCCGAAGUGCAGCACUGGAGGAGGCCCUCAAGAGAGCCCACCAGGUGGAUGAGAUGGUGGCUGAGAAGCCCAAGAAGAGGAAAAGCCGGUGGGAUAUCUGAAUACCGUAAUGGCCAAGCAAAAAAUAAUUCUUGUUUGUCAGCUCUUUAUUCACCAAACUGUCCCAGUAUCCUUACUAUGAAACCAAAAAACCCAGUUGCCUACGUUUAGCAUCCUCGCAACGAGAAACUGGGUAUGCAAAGGAGGUCAGUUUAUGAAACAAUCUUUGCUUGUCAGCAGCGCAUGCUUGAAGUUCUUCUGGUGUGGCUCGUCUUGUCACAAGCCCCUCGUCAAACAAUCCCAGUUUGAUCGUAAUCACGCGCUCCAAAGUUUCUUGGUGCACCAGGCCUCAAUAAACAGUAGGCCAUGUAUGAAAUAACUUUUGUUUUUCAGCUAGCUAUUUACUCACAUCAUGUAAUCUACUCAUGCUAAAUAGAGAACGGAGAGCGAAAUUUGAACCGAGGCCUGCGGCCGGAAAUCUCUCCUUUGGCGUUGCGAGUGUAACCUGUAUUCUCUCAUUCUGCCGUAUUGCAUGUAGAUAUUUUCAACACCGAUGACGCCAUGGGCAUUACCGUACUUUUGUAUAAAAAAAGAACACACCGCUGCCAUUCCAGGAUGUGGUGGUGUGAAUGGUGGGAGGAGAUUCGAUUGAAAUGGAGGGGGGGCAGUGGUUACAGUGGAAAUAGUAAACGGGGAUAUCAUACAGUUGUUUGUUAAGUUUGACUUUAUUUUACACAAAAAUUGUUACGGUUCUGGUUUAUUUUACCAACUGCGAGUCAGCAAUUGUCUGUCCUCUAUGGUACUGAAAGCAAUACUCAUUAUAGCCUUUAUUCCGACUGUUUUACUGCUCCUAUCACAAACCAUAACUACGGUACAUCUAUUGUAUAUUCUUAUCAAAGUCAUGAUUGUACAAAGAGAACGGUUCCUUGUCCCGAUCAUCCACAAACAGAUCAAAAACAUGUUCCUUUGUUGUGUGUGGCAGGACUUGUGACUUGUCACAGACCGCACUGCAAGUCCAGUUAUUCUGUAUAAAUUUGUCCUCGCUUGUUUGUAGGGCCGCGUCUUCCCACUGGAACACCCUCUCCAAGUGCGCUAACCCUUUUUGAUCCAAGCAUUUUUCGCUAGGUAGAGACUGUAAUUCUACACGCUGCCAGCGUUCAUCAGCAUAGUUCAUAUCUCGUGUGUCUUCCGAAGGUAUGGAACCCUACCUCGGAUAUUCCUAGCUGCAUACCCUACCACGGUUUUAGCAAAGAUGUAAAUAACCCAUGCAAGUUGAAUUGUAACCGUAGCCAUCAUGUGUCACAUUGACAACUUCAGACAUCUUGAGAUCUUCAGUUCUUUUCCCCACCCUAGAGUCCCAUUUUUGGCAUAGCAGUGGCUAAAUAAAUCAAGAAUGUUGAAAUUCAACCAUCCAUUCAAA
Messenger RNA from Acanthaster planci (crown-of-thorns starfish), 4392 nucleotides. RefSeq names its product ATP-dependent RNA helicase DDX42-like. Gene Ontology annotation, molecular function: nucleic acid binding; RNA helicase activity; ATP binding. Lineage: Eukaryota; Metazoa; Echinodermata; Asteroidea; Valvatida; Acanthasteridae. The record is from RefSeq and is a predicted model, not a curated record.